Haliotis rufescens (red abalone) is the source of this 2901-nucleotide messenger RNA. RefSeq lists its product as uncharacterized. The transcript has 12 exons. The coding region runs from base 253 to 2463 and encodes 736 amino acids. Gene Ontology annotation, molecular function: interleukin-17 receptor activity. NCBI's taxonomy places the organism in Eukaryota, Metazoa, Mollusca, Gastropoda, Lepetellida, Haliotidae. The record is from RefSeq and is a predicted model, not a curated record.
UUUCCUCCAAGAUAGCAGCGGGUUCCCGUUAUGCGGGGCAGUUUAUCAUUAGAGAUAAAGGAUUUUCUAUAAACACGUAUGAUUGGUCCCUGUUGGCAGGAUCCCUAAACAACAGGAUGCAUAUCGCUGCACUGCGAUCUCUCUGACAGGCAUGCUCGAUGCGUGACACAGUUUACAUUUGACGCUUUCAGCCGAAGUCAGUGUUUGAUUGAAUAACUGGUGUGACUCCAGGCUUGUCACUCUCUCUCUGUCAUGGAUCACUAUGCGUGGACACUCUGCGUUGUAUUUCUGCCUGUGGUGUUCCCUCAAGAUAUUGGCCUCACUGGGAACUGUUCUAACGAUGACUCGGAUUCCUUGGAAGUAAGGGGAACUGAGAGAGACGAUCUGUCAUGCCAGCUGUUCGAGGUUAAUAGCUGUAACGACGCUGAUCUGCCCCCGAAUGUAGGGGGAGACUUCAUGGGGCCACCGCAAACCCUGGAGGUUGAUGGGGCCCUUUACCGUAAUGAGACGUCGGGCAUCCGCUACCCGCAAAUAGUGAUCACUUGGACACCGCCCGCAACAGCAUCCGGGUUCCAGAAUCUGAAGGGUUUCUAUGUGGAGAUCCAGAGAGUCAUUGCUGGCUAUCCACAGCCCGUGUGUCGAGUUCUUGACUUCUCCCAAAACAAUUUUACCAAAGAUGACUAUAAGCUGACGUUCAGGAAGAAACUGCUAGGUUUUGAAGGCGGCAUAGACCACCUGUAUGAACUGCAGCUGUACACUCUGCCCAUGUCAACGGCAUCGAAGUCGCAGAGCCGGCUCUUCAAGCUGCAGUCCAUUCGAGAUGGCACGUCUCCUGCACACUGGUCCGCUGCUGUGUCCUAUACGAAGAGCUACCCAUCAGUCCCAGCAGGUAUCACAGCUCGCUUCAGCCUCGCCCCAAAGGACUUCGGUUUCACCAAUUACAUCUUUACCCUUGUGGGAGAAAGAAAUAUGCAGAAUUACCUAGAAAGAUGCGAGAUAUCUACCGUCCAGGCGUCUACUUGUCAGGGAAAAACGUACGACAAACCUGCAGAAAAUGCCACUUCAAUCACCAUUACGUUUACUGUUGAUGUGGCGGAUACAUACAAGAUUAGGCUCGAGCCCAAAGAUCCCUAUUGGAACGAUCCCAACCGCUGUCUGUGUUACGAGAAGAACUCUGACACUACCCGCUCGUGUAUAAGAUGCAUCAUUACCAUAACUGGAGACAUUUCCGUCGCUCAAGAUGGAGGAACAUCCCCGACAGCGCACACGAGAACAACAGGCACCACAAGGACCACAGACCCUAUUGUGACUUCACCAGUUCCAGCUGCAGUUGGUGUGACGUCGGAGAAUGUGACCACGUUAGUUGCGUCUCUUGUCGGCGGCCUGGUCGGCCUUGUCUUUGUAUCUAUGGUCGUUGCCCUCCUGUGGAGAAAACAACGUGCUGCCAGAAACGAUUCCACUUUUAACCUGAGGUCUGGUCAGAACGAUCUCCGGCACGAAAAGUACACACAUCAUGAGCAUCUUGUGAAGAAGGUUUAUUUGCUGUAUGCUGAAGACCACAAAGAUCACAUCAAUGUCAUCACCAAUCUGGCCAUCUACCUGAAGGACCGCUGCAACUGCAAGGUGUUCUUCUUGCCUUGGUACCGUGGCACCGUCCAGUCAACAGGCGUCUAUCAGUGGAUCAUAACACACAUCGACCAGGCAGACUAUGUCAUCGUCAUCAGCUCGGAGGCUGCGUUCAACCUGUUUGAUUCUCGGAGCACCAACAUCUCCUACCGAGCCGAGGACGAAGGGCCGGAGGGGGACAGCUUCUCCCCAGCCAUGACGCAUGUGAUGGCCAAAUCCUCGGAACCCGGUUUCUUCAAGAAGACCAUAUUAGUAUACUUUGAGUACACGAAGGAGGAUUUCGUCCUGAAGGAGAUCAGCCCGGGGGUUCAGUAUAAGUUGCCUAAACAUUUCAGGGAGAUGCUAUGCCACAUCCAUGAGAUUAAUGCUGAGAACAGGAAACAGAUUGAUGGUAUGGACAACCUACAAGCCACUACGGGAGGCCGUAACUUCUUAGAAGCUGUAACCAAAGCCAAACACUUCGAGAAGUCGGAUCCUGGAUGGUUUGGGAAAAGGUUCAAGCGACAUGAUUCGGCUUACGGCUCCGUGCAAGAUGAAGCGGAAGUGGAGGAUUCGGUCUCAAUGAAAGCAAGGCCUGAUUACGUCAACGAAGCUUAUGAUUAUGAUGAUGAGUUUAAGAGUGCUGUAACAUAUAACACUGCAUAUGAUUUAGCUCACCCGGAAGACAUUGCACCCCCCAGCGAGGUUGCAACUGACACGUCAACAAACUACAUCAACAUGCAGUUUCAGCGCAUCAACAUGGCCAACGGCGGCCCACAACGUGAGAGUCUUGACUUCCUCCCACCCAGUGAGACAUACACACAUACCGACACUACCGUCAACAUGGAGAGCAUCUAGGAUAAACAGGGGGGGGCAAAUAAAACCUACCGGCCAGUCCACGUGAUGAUUGUUUGUUUGUUUGCUGUUUAACGCAGCACUCAGCAAUAUUCAAGCUGUAUGACGUCGGUCUGUAAUUAAUCGAGUCUGGACAAGACAAUCCAGUGAUUGACAUCAUGAGCAUCGAUCCACGCAAUUGGGAUCAGGUCAGCGAGCGAUGAAAUAUGAUAAGUCCAAAUAUUAAUCUCCAUGACAUGACGCAAUGUUCAACACUCCCGACACAUUGUAUAUAACUAUACUUCUUAUGUAUAUUUUGAUGUUGUACAUACUAAGUCUGGUGAAAAAAACAAAUACCGUAUUCGACGUAAUAAGCGCCCCGCUCUAAUAAGCACCCACGGCGAUAUUUGCUAAUAUAUGGCAAGUAAACAAUCCCAAUUAGCAUCCCCUCCGAUUGAUCAA